Formica exsecta is the source of this 1442-nucleotide messenger RNA. Its product is annotated as tachykinin-like peptides receptor 99D. Gene Ontology annotation, cellular component: plasma membrane. The transcript is spliced from 2 exons. The record is from RefSeq and is a predicted model, not a curated record. Lineage: Eukaryota; Metazoa; Arthropoda; Insecta; Hymenoptera; Formicidae. Gene Ontology annotation, molecular function: tachykinin receptor activity. Bases 753 to 1442 code for a protein of 229 amino acids. Gene Ontology annotation, biological process: G protein-coupled receptor signaling pathway.
CGAAGAUAUUCGCUUCGGAGACGCCGAUCGAUAAAUGUGUUCCUCGAUUCUUUGAUCUACGGAAACUUUCCUCUGCGGCGACGUCACGUCGAAGAAUUCGUACGUUGCUUCGAUUAUAAUAGUAUUACGUGAGAAUAGAUGCGAUGCGAGGACGAGUUUUGACGUUACGUCAAAAGCUCGACCGAAUUGAUCGGUUGGUGUUGGUAUGCGCGGUCGCCAAAAAUAUGCAAGUUAUUCGCCCCGAAAGACGAUAGAAAGUCCACCCCAUCCUCUCCCCGAUAGUUUCUUCUAUCCCAAACGAAUCUUCACCCUUUAAAUCGAGCAGCGUGAAAAUUUCAGGACCAUUAGAGUAUCUCGGCAAUACUCAGUUUUGGAAAAAAACCAAUGGAUAUAUUCAAUGACAAUCGAUAGACGAUACCGAAUCUCUUUACAACGCCAUUGCUGUGGAAGUUACCACCCCAAUCACCGAGAAGUCAACACACCUCGAAGAGGAAAAAGUGGUAUAACGCAAACAUUCGGAGAGGGAAAAAGAUAAAGAUUGCGUAGAUUCCGGCAGAAAACUCAGCACUCUUGAAGAGGGAGAUAAGGAGAAAUUGCCACAGCAAAAUUACAAGCGGAAAGAUGAGUGAAGGCGACAGUUGAAUUGUAAUAGAAGAAGGAAGAAAAAGAGUGAAAAGAAUUUUCGUGGUAGCGUUCAACGUAAGUGAGAGACGAAAAGAGAGAGAGAGAGAUUCUCUCGCGAUUCCGUCGCUAUGCAGAGUCUCGCAGACGAGUACUUGACAUACAAUGCCACGUCACACCCUUGGAACGUGACAACGACGACGACGACGAUACUAUGGUAUGACAAUGACACGUACUAUCACAACGGCACCAACUACACGGAUCUGGAGCCGCGUAAUCAAUUUGUGCUGCCAUGGUGGCGGCAGAUGAUCUGGACACUCCUGUUCGCCGGCAUGAUCGCAGUGGCGACCGGUGGCAAUCUGAUAGUGAUAUGGAUCGUGAUGGCGCAUAGACGGAUGCGCACCGUCACCAACUAUUUCCUGGUAAAUCUCAGCAUCGCGGACGCGAUGGUGUCCACUUUGAAUGUCACCUUCAACUAUACCUACAUGUUGAACAGCCAUUGGCCGUUCGGCACGCUCUACUGCAAGAUCUGUCAGUUCAUCGCCGUCCUCACGAUCUGCGCCAGCGUCUUCACCCUGAUGGCGAUAUCUAUCGACCGGUACAUGGCCAUUGUAAAUCCUUUGAGACCACGUAUGGGAAAGAAGGCAACGCUGUGCGUUGCAAUCGUUAUCUGGAUCGUCGGGGCAAUACUUUCUUUACCGAUGCUGCUUUUCUAUACCACUUACACCCAGAACUUUAUGAACGGUGAGGUCCGUGUCAUCUGCUAUAGCGAUUGGCCAAACAGAGAUGCUAAUGGGCUCAGUUACGACGAAUAUUUGUAA